Messenger RNA from Tuber aestivum (summer truffle), 2012 nucleotides. The record is from the annotation of a GenBank genome assembly. NCBI's taxonomy places the organism in Eukaryota, Fungi, Ascomycota, Pezizomycetes, Pezizales, Tuberaceae.
GGCUGUGAUCAAAACAAACAAACCCUUUUUCACCUUUUACCACCACCAUCGCCACCACCACGAGUUUUCCACCUCUAGCUUCCCACCUCCACGCUCGUUACCCAACAAACUAGAGAGAAAACCACAAGACGGAAUGUCAACCGAAACUACAGCUACCCGCCUCGCCACUCUAAAAGCGCAAGCCGCAAAAUCAUAUGCUCAGAAGGACUACUCUGCCGCCUCUGACUUUUACGCGCAAGCAUGUGAACUCCAGUCUAGUAUCAAUGGGGACGAUAACCCGCAGAACGCGCAUUUACUGUACUUGUACGGACGUUCGCUGUUCCAGGUUGCGCUGAGGAGGAGCGAUGUUUUAGGCGGGAAGCCGGCUGAAGAGCAAGGCGAGAAGGAGAAGAAGGGCGGAAAAGGCAAGGGGAAGGGGAAGGAUGUUAGUGACGCUGAAGGGGAGGGAGAUGAUGGGAAGCUGAAAGCUCCACUGCCUGCAGUUGGUACUAAGGGAGGGUUCUUUUCGUUUACGGGAGAUGAGAAUUGGGAUGAUUCUGAGGAGGAGGGGGAGGGUGCAGAUGCUGAGGAGGAUGGGGAUGCGGGAAAAGAAGGCGAUGAUGAUUUCACACUCGCCUGGGAGAUCUUGGACUUUGCGAGGGUGUUGUUUGUGAAGCAGCUUGGGUCUUCUACUUCCUCCGAUCAGUCUGCCGGGGAUGACACUACCUCCGCUAAAGCCGCUGAUGGCCCGACCACCGGAACUGAUGAGGCCAAACCCACCGCCCAGGAAACUAUAGCUGACGCCUCCAGCGAUCCAAUAACCUCAAUUCCUAGCCCCGACUCUGCACUCCCUACCACUUCUGCCAUCCCUACCUCUACCCCCGCCGAAGCUAAGCCCGACAUUAAAACGCUCCAAACUGCUCUGGCAGACACCUACGACCUCCUCGGCGAAGUCUCGCUAGAAUCUGAGUCCUUCCCUCAAGCCACAAAAGACCUUCGCUCCUCCCUAGAGCUAAAACUUAAAUUAUACCCCCCCUCAUCAACCCUCAUUUCCGAAGCGCACUUCAAACUCUCCCUCGCCCUGGAAUUCGCUGCCGCUGGUGAGGGUGUUACUAAUGACGACCGCCGCAAAGGACGCGAGAGCGCGGCGGUGCAGAUGGAGCUUGCGAUAGCAAGCUGCCGCGCUAGGAUUGCUAAGGAGGAAGCAGAAUUGAAGGAGCUCGGUGCGGAGGGAGAUAAAGAUGGCAAGGCGAAGAAGAGCCUUGAAGAGGCAAGAGAGAUGGUGGGAGAGCUGGAAGUCAGGGUUUGUUUCUCCUGCUUUCACCACCGUUCUAUAGCUAACAAUUACGUACGAUAGCUUGCCGACCUACGCUUGGCGACACCACCGCCCACCCUAGCAGAAGUCCAGGACGAUGACCAACUCCGUGGGAUCCUCGGCCAAGUUCUUGGUGAAGAUCCUGAAGAAGCAAGGAAGAGGAUUGCAGAGGUUGUCGGGCGCGCGAAUGAUCUCUCGGGGCUGGUUCGGAAGAAGCCUGUGUCCGCGCCUACAGAGCCGGCAGCUGCUGCGGCGGGGGCGAGCACAGUCAUUGUGCCAACCAACGGUGGAAAGAGGAAGCUGGAAGACGUAGUCGAGGAGGAACCCGUCGAAGAACUUGAAAUACCCAAGAAGGUGAAGUUGCAGGAUGAAGCUAAGCCUGAAGCUGAAGUUGAGGCGGCAGAGAAGGUUGAAGUUGAGGCGGAGCCUUAGUUUGCAAAAAUCACAUUUGCCCUGUAGUUUUAACUUUAUGGAUGGACGGGGGUUUUUCUAUCUUUUUUUUCUUUUCUUUUCUUUUCCGCUUUGGUUAACCUUUUCUUAAGGCUAAUUUAUGUUGCUUGCUCGUGUUUGAGGUUGCGUGGGUGGGGUUAAUUCACUGGACUGGGAGAUUGGAAAUGAGGAAGCAAAAAUGCGCAUCUUGCCGGAUAGGAUGUAUUACUGUACGUUAGGUUUUAUGACAUUGGAAGCUCGGAGUCAGUGCUGUUACUCUCCUUACCGG